AUGGACGAUGUUUCCAACGGCGAUGGCAAGGUCCAACUUGACCCGACCCUCGACUUCGUGGCGGGUACUAUCGCGGGAAUGGCAAGUCUCGCGGUCGGCUUUCCGUUUGACACAGUGAAAGUCCGGUUCCAAAGUCCCGCAAUUGCGAGCAAGUAUACCUCGACGUUUAGCGCUCUACGGACGAUUAUGCGGGAGGAGAAGCUUAUUGGAUUGUAUAGAGGGAUUACAUCGCCCAUGGCCACGGUCGCGUUAAUGAACGGCCUAGUUUUCGCAUCCUACCGCUUCUUGAUGAAGCUCCAACUAGAGAACGCAGAUGAUACACCGACGUUAACACAAAUCGCACUCGCAGGGGCGGGGAGUGGCAUCGUCAGCUCGUUAAUCACGACUCCAACGGAGCUCAUCAAGAUCCGACAGCAAUCUAUACCGACUCCUUCGACGGCACGACAGGUUGCAUGGCAGAUCUUUAGAGAGAGUGGCAUAAAGGGAUUGUAUCGCGGAAUAACCGCGACGGCACUUAGAGAUACGGGUUAUGGCGCUUACUUCUUCGCUUACGAAGCCACAUGCAGACUAUUCGCCCCUCCAGCACGAAACUCGAGCGACAUCAUGGCACAUGUAGAAUCCGAAGUAUCCACCCUCUCCUGGCCAGCUUUACUCUUCGCAGGCGGAGUAGCAGGUAUCGCUGGCUGGCUCUUCACCUUCCCUUUCGACGUCGUCAAGACCCGGAUCCAAGCCAGCAAGCCUAUCUAUUCCACCCCAUCCGGCGCAGGAUUACCACACCAUCACGUCAACAGACUCGCUAGAGGAUAUGCAACAGCUACACUUUCGACUCCUUUACUCCAUGGACUCUUACCAGAACGGACGGUGGCGAAGGUGGUGCCGAGAGAUACGAACCCGUAUCGCUCGACUUGGUCGACGAUAGUGAACUCUUAUCGGUCGGAAGGCGUGGGUGUGUUCUUCCGUGGGUUAUCGCCUACGCUUAUCCGGGCGAUACCGGUGAAUAUGGUCACUUUUGCAACGUUCGAAGCCUGCGUUGCCGCGUUUUCGUGA
This is a messenger RNA of Coprinopsis cinerea okayama7#130, 1047 nucleotides long. RefSeq names its product carnitine/acyl carnitine carrier. Bases 1 to 1047 code for a protein of 348 amino acids. The transcript is spliced from 9 exons. The record is from RefSeq and is a predicted model, not a curated record. Gene Ontology annotation, biological process: transmembrane transport. NCBI's taxonomy places the organism in Eukaryota, Fungi, Basidiomycota, Agaricomycetes, Agaricales, Psathyrellaceae. Gene Ontology annotation, molecular function: transmembrane transporter activity.